UCGUAAAAUUCGUUUAGUUUCUGUUUUGAGUAACUAUGUCAACUGUCAAAUGAAUAUUUCCGGUGACGUUGCGGCCAUCAUUCUUUUGGUUAGAGGGUGAAGCAUGCCGUUCCAAAGGUUUGUAGAAACCGGCCGCGUGGCCUUUGUGUCCGAUGGCCCCCAUAAGGGAAAAUUGGUCAGCAUAGUCGAUGUUAUAGACCAAACUAGGGUAUUGGUUGAUGGCCCAGCGAGUCAAGUCCCCAGGGGUGAACUGCGCCUAAAUCAGCUACACUUAACCAAGUUCAGAAUCAAAUUCCCCUUCACGGCUUCAACACGUAUUGUUCGUAAAGCGUGGAAUGACGCCAAAAUUAAUGAAAAGUGGGAAGGCUCUGCAUGGUCUAAAAAAAUGGCUGCAAAGGAAAAGAGGGCUCAGUUGACAGACUUUGACCGUUUUAAACUGAGGAGAGCGAGGUCGCGCAGAAACCACAUCAGGACUAUUGUUUUCAGGAAUUUGAAGAAAGCCGCGUCUAGAAAUGGGACUUUGUACGGCAAAAAGAAAAUGGCUAAGGGUGGAGAUAAGCCAAAACCUAAAAAAGCCGGCAAAGGAAAGAGCGCAUAAUUUGUUAAAAUUAACAGAUAAAUACAUUUUUUAAGGAAGA
Zophobas morio is the source of this 638-nucleotide messenger RNA. It is a transcript of the gene RpL14, whose product is annotated as large ribosomal subunit protein eL14. The transcript is spliced from 4 exons. Gene Ontology annotation, cellular component: ribosome; cytosolic large ribosomal subunit. Lineage: Eukaryota; Metazoa; Arthropoda; Insecta; Coleoptera; Tenebrionidae. The record is from RefSeq and is a predicted model, not a curated record. Gene Ontology annotation, biological process: ribosomal large subunit biogenesis; translation. The coding region runs from base 104 to 598 and encodes 164 amino acids. Gene Ontology annotation, molecular function: RNA binding; structural constituent of ribosome.